Benincasa hispida (wax gourd) is the source of this 755-nucleotide messenger RNA. The record is from RefSeq and is a predicted model, not a curated record. Lineage: Eukaryota; Viridiplantae; Streptophyta; Magnoliopsida; Cucurbitales; Cucurbitaceae.
UGGAGAUUUAGAAUACCCGUUUAGUUUUGGAUUGAAUUUUAUUACACUCAUGAUGUUUGGAGUGUAGAUCUGAGUUUUAGGAGGCCGUUAGCGUGCUGACCAGCGGAGUUAAAGGUGGUUUCAACAAGAUUUCGAUAAGUUUUAAGUAGGGGUGAUAGCGCAAGGAAAAUGGCGACUACAGGUGAAUUUGUGGAGGCAGAUAAUGCAGAAGCCAUAAUCACCAGAAUUGAGCACAAGUCUCGAAAGAUCGAGAGCUUACUUAAACAGUCUAGACCAGUCGAAGCUCUUAAAACUGCGCUCGAAGGUUCCCCUCCAAACACCCGAGAUGAGCGUUGCAAGUCAGCAAAUUGGAUUGUGGUGCAUAGGGCUCUCAUGGCUAUAAAGGAUGUAGAUGGGAUGUUUUCUUCGUUGGAUCCAGAGUACUAUGAUAUUCUAAUGAAGUACUUGUACAGAGGGUUAUCAACUGGUGAUCGUCCUACAUGUGAUCAGUGUCUCAGGAUACAUGAAAAAUUAACAGAAAGGGCUGGCUUAGGCUGUAUUCUCCGCUCUCUUGCAGAUACUAUUAACACCGUUUGAUUUUUCUUUCUUUCUUUCUUUCUUCUUCUUCUUCUUCUUCUGAACAACGUUUGGCUAAUGUUGGAAAUAUUAUUAUUUUCUCAAAGAGCUGAAAUGUACUCCAUUCUAUCUAAUUGACACCUGUAAAUUGCUUUUCCGGUGGUGAUUUAUGUUAUGCAGUUGCAGAUUUAACAUUUAAA